CGUGUCGAAAAAAAAACUGUGGAAUAGUAUAUAUCCGGUACGUCCCUUGGCGGAGGGUGUUAGAAUUAGAAUUAUGAUAAAUGUUGACCUUCCAAUUGGGAAUUCUUCCUAUUCCUGUGUAUACGAUGAGCUAAUGCUAUCUAGUGUCUGCAUGUAAAUCGUUUCAAACACUUACACUUCUAUUGUCGUGGAAAUAGUCUUCUGCAAAGUCACUGUUUUGCAAUCUUCCCCUGUUAAAACCAAAGAAAAAAGUUCAGUUUCUAAUCAGCAUUCAGAAGCAUUACCCGUUCCGAUAAAUAAUACAUGAAGGCCAGAAUUUGCGUGGACGUCAGCACCGAAUUAGUCACUUUAUUUUCGGAUCGAUUAAAACUAGUGGCUGCCGGUCGGAUAGUCUCUAGUAGCGACUGCGUUUUGAACGAUUCCAUAUCUCGAGCGAGGAAAAGUGCGACACAGAAGUGCAAGUGCUGAGUACAUGAUUAAAAUGGAUUCGACUCCGUGGAAAAGCAUUCCGGAGACCUUUGCCGGGGUGGAUGUGUUCAUAACCGGUGGAUCGGGAUUCAUGGGGAAGGUUUUGAUCGAGAAACUGUUACGGUCGUGUCCGAAGGUUCGAAACGUGUUUGUGCUAUUGAGGCCUCGUAAGGGCAAAUUAGCCAAGGAACGUGUGACCGAUCUUGUGCAAGUUCCGUUAUUCGACAAGCUACGUGAAGAGAGCCCGGAACAGUUUCAAAAAAUUGUGCCGAUAAAUGGAGACUGCUCGCAACUGAAACUGGGCCUAGAAGAAGACAAUAUCAAACGAAUGGCAGAUGUUCAGUUCAUUUUCCAUGCAGCGGCAAGUGUACGGUUCGAUGACCCAUUAGAUAAGGCCUUGCUGCUGAAUACACGUGGAACGCACGAAGUCUUGCGGUGGGCCAAAACUUUGUCGAACCUGAAAGCAGUUGUGUACAUCUCUACCACAUACUCCAAUCCUGAAAUAAGUCACGUGGAAGAAAAAAUAUACCCAGCUAAGAUCGAUUGGCGGAAGGCUAUUGAAAUUGCGGAAACAGUUGAUCCAGAUGUCCUGAAUACGUUAGCUGAGAAGUUAUCAGGUUUUGCCCCAAAUACGUACACCUUCACAAAAGGUCUCGCUGAGCAGAUUUGCUAUGACCUCCGCCAAGAGCUACCAGUGAUAGUUUUUCGACCAUCAAUAGUGAUAAAUACCGAAACGGAACCCAUGCCCGGCUGGAUCGAGAACUACAAUGGCCCAGCCGGUCUUAUGUCAGCACAAACCACUGGAAUACUUCGCACCACAUUUGUCAGCAUGGAUUGUCACAUGAAUUGCAUACCGGCGGAUGUCAGCAUAAAAGCCAUUAUUAUAGCUGCCUGGAAGAAAUCGCAUAGUCCUGAGGGCGAACUGGCCAUCUACAACAGCGCAGCAGAGCCCAAAAAGGCCAUGAGCUAUGAGUUCCUAUAUGAAGAAUCCGAUUACUUCUUCCAUCGUAUUCCCAUGUUGAAGAUGUUAUGGUCACCCUCGAUACAAGCAACGACGAACAGUAUGUUAUUCACUCUAAUGUUUCUUCUGUAUCAGGUCAUCCCGGCAUUGUUUGCCGAUGCUAUACUAAGAGUAUCCAAAACUAAACCUUUUCUCCUGAAACUGCUGCGAUCGAUCUUCCACGCUCAAAACUCGCUGAAAUACUUUACCACGCAUGAUUGGGUGUUCGAAACGGACAAUUUUCGUAAUCUGUCCAAGAAUCUUUGCGAGUUGGACAAAAUCCACUUCGACAUUUCAUACAUCACGCAAGGUUUACUCGAGUACUGCAGUCUGUGCAUUUUGGGUGGCCGGCGGUACCUGUUCAAGGAAACGGACGACUCCAUCAAGCUUGCUUUCAGAAGAUUGAAACGAUUCAAGAUGGCGGACAAGUUGCUGAAACUGGCUUUGUUUGUUGGAUUUGCCUACGUGCUACGGAGCUAUCUACCAACGAACUUGAUGCAACACGAACAAAUUUUAACUGAUUGAAUGUGAUCUAGAUCUUAGUUCCUACCAAGGAAAAAUCUAUGUUAAGUUUAUUCAUAAUUGUGAGUUAUUAAAAUAUAAUGAU
Molecule: messenger RNA, 2075 nt
Organism: Armigeres subalbatus
Lineage: Eukaryota; Metazoa; Arthropoda; Insecta; Diptera; Culicidae
Product: putative fatty acyl-CoA reductase CG5065
Exons: 5
Coding region: 473-1993 (506 amino acids)
Biological process (GO): long-chain fatty-acyl-CoA metabolic process
Cellular component (GO): peroxisome
Molecular function (GO): alcohol-forming very long-chain fatty acyl-CoA reductase (NADP+) activity
Source: RefSeq, a predicted model, not a curated record